AUGGAUGUAACCAAGGAGCAUCUGAAUCCACUGGGUCAUCUGCAUGAGGGUUGUCUGGCUACAUUGGUCGAUAUUGUAACCACAGCUGCAUUGGCCGCUAGUAAGGUCGGUAUGCCGGGCGUCACCGUGGAUUUGACAAUGUCGUACCCGAACUGCGCAGAGCUGGGUGAUACGAUUGUUGUGAAUGGCACUGUGCUGCACAGCGACAAAAGAUUCGCCUACACUCGUGCCGAAAUAUGCCGAAAAACGGACGAUUUGUUGAUCGCUUAUGGACAGCAUACUAAGGCAUUACUUGCUAAGCGCCACAGGAUUUGUCAUUGCUGUCAUUCUAAAAGCCGUUGUACAGACGCAGAAUGUAGGGAACCACGUUGUCCACGAAGAUUAAAUAUCACAUGA
This is a messenger RNA of Gongylonema pulchrum, 396 nucleotides long. The record is from the annotation of a GenBank genome assembly. NCBI's taxonomy places the organism in Eukaryota, Metazoa, Nematoda, Chromadorea, Rhabditida, Gongylonematidae.